Messenger RNA from Macrosiphum euphorbiae (potato aphid), 2421 nucleotides. The record is from the annotation of a GenBank genome assembly. NCBI's taxonomy places the organism in Eukaryota, Metazoa, Arthropoda, Insecta, Hemiptera, Aphididae.
AUGAGGUCAUACUCCAUAAUCGUCAGUGUCAUAGUGAUGCAGUUGUAUUGCAAUAGUGCCUCGUCGUCGGGUGGCCACGUGGAUUCCACCGCGGUCGACUCGUCCGAUGCGUCGCAUUACACGCCAUUAGCAGUCAGAUCCAACGAUCGGCAGCGUCAGCGGAUAAAUAGCGAUACGGACGGAAGCGGAGGCGGAGGUGAUGACCAUCACAUUGACGACAGAUCGGACACUUAUGACGGUAACCGUCGUAAGGUCAACACGUAUCAUCACGUCAGUGACGGUACGUCUUCGUCGGCCACCGACGGAGGCGGCUGGAUCAUCGGCGGCAGUCGUCGACGGGCGUCGGCCGGAGCGCAAAAGUACCACCAGGACAAGGUGACGUUCGCGGGUGAGUCGGACGGCAAGCGGCGGGAACCGGAGGACGACAAGCAGCAGCAGUGGCCGGCGGUCAUCACCGGAUCGGAAGCCGCGUCGUCGCUGUCCGAAGUGCAGGUGGUCGUACACCAGGCACCGCACCUAAACUCGGUGGUGGAUGGCGAUCAGCAGCAACCGUCGUCGGACGUGGCGUCCAAGUGGUACUCGAAGCGGUUGUCGUACGCGACCAAGACGUCUCCGGCGGCCGCUUCCGCCACUGCACCGCCGUCGCUGUCGUUGCAGCAGCAGCCGGAUGCCGCGGGAAGCAACGCCGUUCUGUUGGCAGAAGUGCUCGGACAAAAGUCCGGUUUCAACACCACCGCCGGCAAGGGCGGCUAUUACGGCGGGCAAACCGUCACCGGUUCCAAAGGCUUUCAAAACGAUCUCAUGGACAUGUUGGGCAAAAUGAUACCUCAGACUUGCUGGUACAACAGCAACAAAUUCGAUUGCGGCCUUAGCAUUUCGUGCGUGCUCGAGGGCGGCAAACCAGUGGACUUGUGCAGUGGCGGCAUGAUAUGGAGCUGUUGCGUGUCCAGAGACAAAAUUCAGACAUCCGGAUCUUCUUCGUCGUCGUCAUCGCCGUCGUCCUCAUCGUCGUCAUCGUCCGUGACGGCGGCGUCGAAUUCGGUGGGAACAAUAGAAAAUGCCACCAUACAGUUCCUGAUGCAAUACCCCGAAUUUCAACAUCACUACAACAUGUAUAUGCAUCAACAACAUCAACAUCAGCAGCAACAACAACUGCAAAUACAACAACUACAACAACAACAACAGCACCAUCACAACCAUCAGCCCCCGACGGUGGCUAGUUACGUGGACAACUACAUCAACGACAUAAGUCCAUCUUCGCAGUCUUUCGUCACCGAUCAAACGGCCAAACCAUCGUACUAUUACCAACAAGAGCACCAGCAUUACCAUCCGUAUUACUAUCAGCACCACCAGAGUGCCGCCGGCGGUCAUUGGCAGAUCAACAGCGCCGGGGCAGUCAGCAGCACGUCGACCAGCACGACUUUACCACCCACGUCACAAAAUUUGCUGUUCCACAGCGAUCACGGAAACGUGUUUUAUUCCACGCAUAAACCACCUCAACUGGCGCCGUUCUCUCACAUCACGCAAAUCGGCAGCGGCAUCGGUGCUGACGAUCAAUUGCAGCAGCAACUGCAGCAACAGCAACUGCAACAGCAGCAGCAGCAGCAACCGCAACAGCAACAGAGUCAAUUGUUGCACUACAUGCCGUCCGGAUAUCGCGGUUGUGGAGAACUAUAUGCAAGAAGCCAUAGAAUUGUGGGUGGACAUGGAUCAAACUUUGGUACACAUCCGUGGCAGGCCGCUAUCAUCAAGUCAGGGUUUUUAUCAAAAAAAUUGUCAUGUGGAGGUGCUCUACUGAGUAAUCGAUGGGUAGUUACUGCUGCACAUUGCGUGGCCACCACGGCGAAUAAUAAUUUAAAAGUACGGCUCGGUGAAUGGGAUGUUCGUGAUCAAUCAGAAAAGUACGCACAUGAAGAAUUCAAUGUGGAGCGCAAAGAAGUGCAUCCACAAUACAGUCCUACAGAUUUUCGUAAUGACGUGGCUUUAGUCAAAAUUGACCACGACGUAACAUAUAAACAGCACAUUAUUCCGGUGUGUUUGCCAAGCUCAGCUGCUAAAUUGGUUGGCAAGACAGCUACAGUAGCUGGUUGGGGUCGUACUCGACAUGGAGUUUCAACAGUUCCUACGGUGUUACAAGAAGUGCAAGUCGAGGUGAUACCGAAUGAAAGGUGCCAAAGAUGGUUCCGAGCAGCUGGUCGAAGGGAAACCAUUCAUGAUGUGUUCCUGUGUGCAGGCUACAAAGAAGGUGGUCGGGACAGUUGUCAGGGCGACUCUGGCGGACCGUUGACAACGAUGCUGGACGGACGGAAAACUCUAAUCGGAUUGGUCUCUUGGGGAAUCGGAUGCGGUCGUGAACAUUUGCCAGGAGUUUACACCAAUGUACAGCGUUUCGUUCCGUGGAUCGACAAAGUAAUGACGUGA